CAGACAUGGUAUCCUCAAGUCAACAAAUACACUGUAUACGUCCGAUCAAGUGUUGACCAUGGUACUCAUUGUCUCUUGCCAAUGGCAUCAGUACCCUUGACAAGGCUACCCGCACAUAGUUGCAAACUGAACAUCAGGCUGUGAUGCCUUGAUCCUGCCAUGGACUCACAGCCUCGACCGACCGUCUACCGAUCACGAUCCUCAACCGACCCAAGUCGCCCAAAGGACUUGCCGACUAUCAGUGAGCCUGCGAAGGCGGAAGGCAAUCUUUCACCCACGCCCACCCGGCCGAACCACCUCCGCUCGAAGUCCUAUCUCUCACCCACCGAAACGAAGACACGGAAUGCAAUAACGCUGCCUGCAGCCAGUGCCUUGGAAAAGACGGCGGAGAAACUGCCCCGUAUCCAUUUACCGGGGUCAUCACACCGACGACAUCAGCAUCGUCACCACCACUCCCAUUCUCACUCGCAGUUGCCGCAUGACCAUCGUCACGAAGAGGGAAAGGGAUUACCGAAAGGCCAUCGACCGACACAAAGCGAUGCCCAACCAGCGACGUCGACGACAUCACGUCGGCAACAACAGUCAAAAGAGACGCCUUCCAAUCUCCCACAUUUGGUGGCGGGACUGAAUGCGGAGCGGGAAAAGCGAUUACAGCAGCCACCUCAGCCGCCCAAUGUCGCCGCUCCACGAUCGGGUCAGCAGCAGCAGCAGCAGGCGCAACAAUACUCGUUCGGGCCAUCCGGCACCACCAGCAGCGAUUACAAUGAAGGCGGGCGCUUUGAUCCGGGGCAACAGCAACGAGUAACUUCCGACUCAAACCGUGCGGCUGCUCUCCGGCCGAAAACAUCUUUUGAAAUUGCCCUAGAGCGAGCGGAGGAAGCGCGUGUGGCGCGAAGACUGUAUGUGAAAAAAGAAGAAAUUAUGAGGCGCGAUGUCGAGCUCGCGGAAGCAGAGGAGGAAAUGCGGUCACGCAUCGCAGCCAUCACGGCCAAGGGCGCCGAAAUCACCCGCCGUCUAGAUUACGGGUACUACAACCUUCUCGAGACGGUCGGCAGUCUGGUGGCCAUUAUCACGGGCUUUCAAUCGCUCAGCAAGCAGAGCGAGCAAUUGAUUGUCAAUUUCGACAAGGAGACGCGCCGUCUGGACGCGGACACCAACAAGCGCGUCAAUUCGUUCAAGGCCGCCUUUGAGGCUCGCGACCGCAAGACCCAGGCACUCGCCGAGCGCGGACAAAAGGCAAACGCAAAGGCCGAGGAGCUUAGUUUGCGCCUCGAGAAUGCCAGGCUGGUGAUUCAGAACUGGGAGAAAAGGGAGGACCAGGUCCGCAAGGUCUGGGGCCGCGUGGUCGGCGUAGUCUGGUGGACGUCGAUUACUGUUGUCGCACUCGUUGUGUUGGUCGUGCUGGGCAAGGAGGGUUGGUUCCGUGGUGACCCUGUCAAAGCUGGCCUCGGUGCCCACAGCGAGGGGAGUUGGAAUGCGUCAUUGCAGCUUGAUGGUAGUGAGGGUUCGGUUGGUGCGAGGAACGAGAGGUUGCUUUUGAUGCAGGACGACGACCAACAUCACAGCAGCUAUGUACACAAGGGCAAAGAGCCUGUGUCGGUCUCGAACUCGGCCUCAGUAGAGUCGGCUCCAGCAUCUCCUGAAUCUGUCCCAAAAGUACCCGAGGAUGUCCGACGUCUCCUUCUCGACAUAGCCGAGAAAAACCGUCGUCGCAAAGUCAAAUUCCCAGGUAUUAUACGAGACGCGCCAGUGGUUCAUGGCGGCCGGCGCCCUGACAUGGGGCAACAAAACAGCCCGAAUAGAAAUGGAGCUGAAGACACAACACAACUACAGCAGCGACAUGGCCAACACGACCCUACCGCCGCGCAGGGCCCGGGAGAGCAUCAUGCAAAGCCAACAACUGGACUUCCACUUCCGUUCUCAACGCCACUGCAGCUACCAUUUUCUCUCCCUCACCCAUUCGCCUUUCCCAAAGCAGCUGUCCGAAACCAGCGUGGGGAAUUGGAAGAGAAAGGCGAAGAUCCACGAUUGAAAUUGUUGGACCUACUAUAGCCAGACUGUCUGUCUGUCCGGUCUCUCUUGCCUUUUCACCCCUGUUUUGGCCGUUUUCGACAUGGAAAUGAAAUGAAAAGGAUGUCAGUAACUCGGGAGUUGAAGGCGCUCUUAACAGCAAAAUGGGCUGGGAAAGCAUGACACUACUAUUGCAUGGCUCGAUCCGGUCGUCCCGAGUAUACUCGCGUGUUCUUGUUCCUAUUUCAUUAGUAUUGCCCGGGAAGAAAUGUUCUUUUGAUUUAAAGAUACCCCUUUACAGUUUUGGUUUUUUUGAUUAUUUCUACAAAAAAUGAUAUAUCUGACAAAAAAUGACGUUACAUUUACACCUGUAUCGCCGAGCACGCUGUAUCUCUGCGCAUCCAGGAUCUAAGGAUAAAGAUAAAGACGGGACUAUCAUAGCAUAAGCCUUUGAAAGAUGAUGAACUCUUCAUUCGGUUCCCACAGUCUCCGAGCCAGUAAAUGGCUUUUUGUUGAAGGUAAGGUAUG
Messenger RNA from Exophiala dermatitidis NIH/UT8656, 2538 nucleotides. RefSeq lists its product as uncharacterized. The transcript has a single exon. The record is from RefSeq and is a predicted model, not a curated record. NCBI's taxonomy places the organism in Eukaryota, Fungi, Ascomycota, Eurotiomycetes, Chaetothyriales, Herpotrichiellaceae. Bases 160 to 2052 code for a protein of 630 amino acids.